Messenger RNA from Elaeis guineensis (African oil palm), 1402 nucleotides. NCBI's taxonomy places the organism in Eukaryota, Viridiplantae, Streptophyta, Magnoliopsida, Arecales, Arecaceae. The record is from RefSeq and is a predicted model, not a curated record.
AAAAAAAAAAAGGAAAGAGAAGAAGAGAGCAGGGAUGGAGAGAAGCGUUCAGACGGAGGAGAUGACCUCGGGUGAUGCCGGCGGCCGCAUAAUCCCCAUCCCAACGGACGACCGGAGGUCCGUUUGGUCGCAGGCGUCCGUCCUCCGCGUUCUCGUCUUCCUCCAUUCCUUCUUCCUCUCGCUCCUCCUCCUGCUCCGCCGCGGUGGAUGCCAGAACCUUAGCUCCUCCAAGGCCGCACCGCCGCCAUCGCUCUAUUCUCUGAGGCGGAGGGCAGCGGCGGAGGAGGACGACGUGCGGAGGCGGAGGGCCCUGGCCGAGGGCUUGGUCAUGGUGGAACCGUCGGACGGCGAGGAUGGCGUCUCCUCGUGCAAGUCAGAGACGUUCUUGCUCGCCGGAGCGAGGAGGGACGCGCUUUUCUGCCGAUCGUGGGUGCCGGCGUCCGGGGGUAUGAAAGGCAUUUUGGUGAUUAUUCAUGGUCUUAAUGAGCAUAGUGGAAGAUACGCACAUUUUGCUAAUCAACUCACGUCAUACAAUUUUGGUGCAUAUGCGAUGGAUUGGAUAGGUCAUGGUGGCAGUGAUGGAUUGCAUGGAUAUGUGCCUUCGCUAGAUUAUGUUGUUGCAGACACGAUGGCAUUCCUAGAGAAAAUCAAAAUAAAAAAUCCUGGAGUGCCGUGCUUCCUAUAUGGCCACUCAACUGGUGGUGCUGUUGUUUUGAAGGCAGCUUUGAAUCUUCAAACUGAGGACAUAUUUCGUGGCAUUGUUCUGACUUCUCCAGCACUGCAUGUAAAACCGGCUCAUCCAAUUAUUGGGGUUGUAGCUCCUCUUGUUUCUCUUGCACUCCCCAAGUUCCAAUUCAAAGGAGCUAAUAAAAGGGGGAUCCCAGUGUCCAGGGACCCAGCUGCGAUGAUGGCCAAGUAUUCUGAUCCAUUGGUGUACACUGGACCAAUAAGGGCUCGAACAGGUUAUGAGAUCCUGCGCAUAUCGUCUUACCUGAUGCAGAACAUACAGGCAGUCACCGUCCCUUUCUUGGCAUUGCAUGGGACUGCUGAUAGGGUCACUGAUCCUUUAGCCACUGAGGACCUGUACAACCAUGCUACCGCAAAAUGCAAGGAUAUAAAACUAUAUGAAGGAUUCUUACAUGACCUCCUCUUCGAACCUGAGCGUGACGAAGUUGGAGCAGAUAUCAUAGACUGGAUGGAGAAGAGAUUAGUCUAACUCUUCCGAAGGGACCUAUGGAGGUAUAUAUGACCAAUGCUUUAUAAUUUCUGGCGAAGUGGGCUUGGAGUGAUAUGGUUUGCUUCAGUUCACUUGGAUGCAAGGAUUGUAAAACCUCAGUUUAUAUAUGUGAAUAGUAAAUUAUUGUUUGAUUGCAAUGCAAGUGUUUUAAUUUUAGAUCAGGUA